Messenger RNA from Parasteatoda tepidariorum (common house spider), 4976 nucleotides. Its product is annotated as neprilysin-1. NCBI's taxonomy places the organism in Eukaryota, Metazoa, Arthropoda, Arachnida, Araneae, Theridiidae. The record is from RefSeq and is a predicted model, not a curated record. Gene Ontology annotation, molecular function: metalloendopeptidase activity. Gene Ontology annotation, biological process: protein processing. Gene Ontology annotation, cellular component: plasma membrane.
CUGGACCCUGUAUUUCAGUGUAGCUAUGCCGCUAGAGCUGCCAGAUGACGAAGAAAUCGUCGUAUACGCUGUUCCCUACCUACUUUCUAUGAGUGAUUUAGUUGUAAAUACACCCAAAAGAGUUGUUGCUAACUACGUACUGUGGAGGUUCGUCUACAACCGUGUGAGUAACUUGGACAAGCGCUUUUUGAUGAAGCAGCAGGAGUACUACAGCGCACUCUACGGUACUCAGUCUAUAUCUCCGAGGUGGAAGACCUGUACUGUGUACGUGAACAAGUACAUGGGAAUGGCUAUGGGUGCAUUGUUUGUCAAGAGACAUUUCAAUGAGAAGAGUAAGGAAACGGCUGAUGAAAUGAUUCUCGACAUUAAAACAUCUUUUCUGGAGAUCUUAGAUGAAGUAGACUGGAUGGACGCUGAGACCAGAUCUGCUGCUCGCGAAAAAGCUAUAAUGAUGAGCCAGAAGAUUGGUUUUCCAGAAUAUAUUUUGAACUCUGAAGAGUUAGAUGCGGAAUACGAAGGAAUAGAAUUCAAGCCAGAUACAUAUUUCGACAAUGUUCUGUUGAAUUUGAAGCACAACUCAGCUCGAGAGCAAAUGAAACUGCGUACACCUGUUGACAGGAAACAAUGGGUCACAGCUCCUGCGGUUGUUAAUGCGUUUUAUACGAGGUCGAAAAAUUUUAUAACGUUCCCUGCUGGGAUACUACAGCCUCCUCUGUAUCAUCAAAAUUAUAUUAGAUCUUUGAACUAUGGAGGUAUUGGAGUCGUAAUUGGUCAUGAAAUCACACACGGCUUCGACGAUAAAGGUCGUCAGUUUGACCAUUUUGGUAAUUUGAAACAGUGGUGGAAUGCAGAAGCACUACAAAAAUUUCAAUCGAAGGCCGACUGUAUGAUUAAUCAAUAUGGCGACUACGUCAUGACGGAUAUCGAUAUGAAGAUCAACGGCAUAAAUACUCAGGGUGAAAAUAUUGCUGACAACGGAGGUGUAAAGCAAGCAUUCAGGGCUUAUCGAAGUUGGGUUUCUCGCAACGGUGAUGAGCCACUUUUACCAGGACUUGAGCUGAGCCACGAGCAGUUGUUUUUUCUCAAUUAUGCUCAAAUUUGGUGUGGAACAAUGAGACCGGAAGCAGCUGUGAACAUCAUUCGAACUGGAGCUCAUAGUCCUGGAAGAUUCAGAGUAAUUGGAGCUCUGUCCAACUCAAAGGAUUUCUUGGAAGCAUACAACUGCCCAAAAGGAAGUGCCAUGAAUCCAGAACACAAGUGCGAAGUGUGGUAAACAACAACAAGAAAUAAAAAAUUAAAGUGAUACAUUCCAAAGGGAUCUUUCGUGCAGAUCAAAACAAAAAGGAAAAAAAAACUUUUUUUUAAUGAAAAUGAAGUUGAUAUUUGCUUUGGAUAGACGCACAUUCUGCUUGCUUUCCCAAAACAAGCCUUACGCUAUCUUCCAUUAGUGUUUUAAAUUAAUAAUUCAUUUCGAAUAAUGUUCAUAAAUGUGUCCAACAUUUUAUUUUAAUGUAUGUAACUCAUAAGUUAUUAAUGCUGGCCAUGAACCAUUAAACAUAACAGGGGUGACAAAAAUGAAACUGAAGAUUUGUUUGCAUCACGAGGUGGCGUAGAAUGUGGCUUAUCAGGUUGCUUUUAACUAUUGUGAAUAAGUUAAAUGUAUAUUCAGAUAUACAGAACAUACUUUGAUUUACAAUUAUGAUGAUGCUCUUUUUUUGUAUACCAGUCGCACAGAAGUCUGUGCCAGAUCAUCUAGUGGUACCUCAAAAUUAUUAUAGUGGUAUAAAUAAUUUAAAUAUAUAUUCAGAUAGACAGAACAUACUUUAAUUUACAACUGUGAUGAUACUCUUUUUUGUAUAUCAGUCGCACAGAAAUCUAUACCAGAUCAUCUAGUGGUUCCUCAAAAUUAUAAUAGUGGUAUAUUAAAUUUUGUCGUAAAAUGUAUUUAAUGAAACAUUCCAGAUCACAAUGUGACAACUCUAACUCAUAUAAUGAGUUAUGUUUAGUAUAAGGUGAAAGUUUAUAGCAUUUAAGUGGUUCUUGAACCAUGUGAAUAUCCACUGCUUUGAUAAGUUUACCACUAUAACAAUUUUGAGAAACCACUGAACACCCUGCUAUACAGAUAAAUCUUUAUUGGACCUACACUAGUUCUCUUCAACGCAAUUUUCAUUUAAGCAUACUAUGACAUUCCUACCAACUUUUACGCUUUUCAAAAUAGCUUUUUUUUCUAGUGGUAGGGAAAUGCCAAUUCAAUUGAAAGUGUAAGAUGAUAUUUUAUAAAGAUUUAGUCAACAUUUGAAAACUCUUUCGGAGAGCCAGGAGGCCUGUUUUAUACAAGUUUAACUUAUUUAAAUGAAAUGUAGUCAAAAUCGUUUUAAAUUACAUUUAUUCAUACAAGAAUAAAGGGUGGAUAUAUAAAUUUUACUACUACAUGAAAUAUAAAACUAAAAUUUUCUGGAAAAGUUUACAGGUUUGUUGCGGGUAUUCAGCAAAGCAUGAAAUAAUUUGUUGACGAAACCGUGCUGACAGCAUGCAGAUGAUCGGAAUUGUCACUGGUAGUUAAGCAUUUAAAGGAUAAUACCUGUAUUGAAAUAAGUUAGCAUAAGUCAAAAAAGAAAAAAUUUAAUGGCAUUAGUUUAUAAGAUAACCCAUACCUACCAACUUGUACGAAUGUCGAGAAAAAGUUUUUAGUGAUAGCAACAUUUCUGUUUGAAUGUAUUAUUUCUGGUUUUUAUUAUUUCACAGAAAAAAUUAUUUUAUCUGUCAUGUCAAAUUAAUAAUUUAAAAAUGUUUAUAAGAUCUAUUGGUAAGACCAUGUUCGCCUACGAUUAAGCUGUCUGUAAAGUAUUUUAUAGAGUGGUAGACAUUUGAAAACUUUUAGAAUAUUUGGUAAUUUUGCCAACAUUUUAAAAGCGUCACCACUGAAGAACUGUAACAAAGUGGUUUUGCAUAUGAACUUUUAAAUCAUUUAUGUGUAGUGGUGUGGAAAAAAAGUUUAAAUUAAUUAAAAAAAGAUUACAUUGAAACAUUAAAUUAGCUACCACUAGAAUAUUUUUUUACUAACAGUGUAGAAAGUUGGCAGUCCUGGUAAAACAGUUAUGCUUGUAAGUAUUGGAAAAAUAACUAAAUUUUAGGACAAUUCUUCCCACGAUAAUUAUUAUUUUACUACUAUUUUAUAAAGGACCGUACAAGUUGACAUAUUUGAGUUACAUAUUUUCUUCCUCAAAACAAUUUUGAAUGCUUAAUCUUUCUCUCCUCAAAAUUUACAAAGACUUAUUUUGAUUUCUUUUUCCUUCAAAAAUAUUUAAUGCUUAAUUUAACUUUAACGAUAAACCUUUUUAGCUUAUUUAUUUCUGAAAAUCGCAGUUAUUUAAAUUUUCUGUCUGAAUUUCGUUUAUAAUAUAUCCGAAUUAUAAAAUGCGAUAUGUUUUCCAGCAAACAUUUUUUUUUAUAUAUAUUCCAGUUUGUAUUUUCAGUUCUCAACCGAUCAAAACAUUUUGAUUGUUGAAAAUCUGGGCCGUCAAAUCUUUUAAGUUUUUGUUAGAAAAAUAAUAUUCUAAUAACAACAAAAGUCCCUGAUAAAAUUGAGCGAGAUUGCUUAAAAAAUUGAUAUAGCAAUUGUUAUUUUGUACAAAUAUUUCCCGAGAUGAUAAAAUAAACUAUUAUUAGAAGUUAAUUUUUAUACAUUUGCUUAGGAAUGAGCACAUUCAUUAUUAGUUUAUUAUUUAAACCUUUACGAACGAGUGCAUUUUUCUGGAUUAAGAUAGACAGAAUUUACCAAAUUAAAUUCUUUUAAAAUUCAAAACUUUAACGUACUAAAAACCCAUAGUGCAUGGAUAUGCAUUUUGCCCUAAUUUCCCUCUCUCGCCCUUAGCGGUUUUUGUAAUUUCAUUUUUCUCACCUUUAUUAAUUUUUCAUAUUCUGUUUCACUUUCAGGUCCUGUGGUUUUUCUAGUUUUUUUUCAUACUUUCGUCGACAAUUUUACGUUUUCUGUUUCAAAACGCCUUUAUAUUCCCCAUUCACGUCUGGCGAGUCUUGAGAAUAUGCGCCUAUUUUUGAGCGCUUGAAACAUGUCAAUUUUUAUUACCAUCUUCAUUUUUUUGAAGCAAAGUAAGUUUUAUAUCAAGCAUAUCUUUUCACUUCGAUUCAUUAAUUUGUGUAUAUUAUUACUGGCUCCGUACAAAAAAAAAGUUGUAAAUAGUGGUAGUAAUAUUUAUAUAAAAAAUAUUUUAAUUUGCACAUAAUUACCAAAAUAUUUAAAUUAUACAUCAUCAUAUCAGCUUCCUUCGAGUAAAAUGAAUACUUUUAAUUUAAAUUCAGUCAUUAUUUUUUUUGAAUAUUUAUGAUGACAUGAAUCUGACAGCAUUUGUACUCUAAGGGUUAAUCUAGCAAAAGUGAUUCAUUUUUGUUCCUUUUCAUUUUUGAAAAGUUACUACUCCACAAAUUUGUUCCAGGCAGAGAAGUACUCAUUCUUAUUGCAUACAUUUAUAUUGCGCCUUGUGAUGUAAGUGUUAAGCAGACAUUUAUGGCGUUAAUUUAAUUGAGAUUGUUUAACAUGUGAUUGAAUACAUUGAAAUUAUCAUUACCUCAUCUCAUAAACACUUACCUAAUCCAGAUCUGCAACUUAUGCAGAAAAUACAGUAUCUGAUUAAAUUAUUAGACGCACUAUAAGAUUCUAUAUAAAAUCUUAAUUAUCAGGGGAUACUACACAGCUUUAUUGUUUUUGCGCUGAUGAAACCGGUUUGUAACGUGUAUCAAAUGGUUAACAAUGUAAUGCAAUACGUUAAAAAUAAAUACUACGAGGGUUGCUAUUUAUAUUUCCGGCAAACAGUACUAACUACAGUACUAACAGUACUAAUGUAGGAUCGAAAUUGGUUUUAUUGUUUUUCAAAAUAUUCUCCAUGAUGAUCAAUACACUUUUGCAUGCGUUUAAACCAAUUUUCAAAGCACUUUUUCCUGUCCGAUUGAGGUAACUC